AUGACAGUCGAGAACAGCCUUGGCUCAGAGCAUUCCUCGUCAACGAGUGAGCCUUCAGUCACUGAAUCAGAUCAACAGCUAUCAGUUGUAUCGAUCGUGAAUUGCUCAUCAUCAGGCAGAGCAACAUCCACAAUAAGCCUCCCGCCCGAGGCGAAACGAUCGAAAACAUUGCUCACAAAACGGCAAAAUAUACUCAUCCAGAACAGUUGGAAAAGAGCACCGAAGUCUGGUGAGCACGUUGGCAUAAAAAUGUUUUUUAAUGUUCUGAUGGCGAGGCCGGAUGCGAAGAGUAUAUUCGGCUUGCAUAAAGUACCGAACAGUCGUCUCAAAUACGAUGUUCGAUUCCGACAGCACGCCGUCGUCUAUUUGAAAACUUUUGAAUACAUAAUUCACAACCUGAACUAUACGGAAAAACUGCGACAACAUUUUCAGGCGUUGGGACGGCGUCAUGCGCUUUUGCAAGGUAGAGGAUUCAUACCGGAAUAUUGGGAUACUUUUGAGGACGCAAUGGUACGAACAGUGAUCGACUGGGAAGGUGGUGUUAGAUCAUGUGAAACGUUAUAUUGCUGGAAAUAUUUGGUGAGAAAUUUUAUUCCGUUGAUUCCGCUGAAUGGUACUCGAAUAAUGCUGUCCGAAUUGUGUAUUCCCAAGAAAGUGUUGACUAAAAAGUUUUCGAAAUUAAUUGGUUUCAUCUUCACUGAUAAGAUAGAUUGUGAGACAGUUUUUAUAUGA
Messenger RNA from Anisakis simplex (herring worm), 732 nucleotides. Lineage: Eukaryota; Metazoa; Nematoda; Chromadorea; Rhabditida; Anisakidae. The record is from the annotation of a GenBank genome assembly.